Messenger RNA from Prorocentrum cordatum, 1841 nucleotides. NCBI's taxonomy places the organism in Eukaryota, Dinophyceae, Prorocentrales, Prorocentraceae. The record is from the annotation of a GenBank genome assembly.
CCCACGAGGCUCCCGAGAGGGUGCGCGCACCCGCUCCCGCGGGGAUCCUUCCGAGGCCGAGCCCCUUGCGGCGCAAGCGGGGUCCGUAGCCGUUCAGGCGCAAGCCAAGUCGGGCACCGUAAUCUCACACUCACCCAUAACUACUAUAACCUCACUCUGCCAUCACCGGUAGCCAAACUCUUCCAUCGGCGCCAUGGUGGCCCCGCUGCUGCUGGCGCUGUGCGCCCCCAUGGCCGGGGGCAUCGCCCUCCAUUCGGACGCUCGGCACGCGGGCGGCAAGGCCGACGGGUUCAGCUCGGCCCUGUCGCAGGAGACCCUGGACUUCUUCCGCCAUCUCGAGAACGCAUCUUCGAGGCGGCCCGCGAUCAUGCCGCCAGGAGACGUCCGUCGGGCAUGGCAGUCGAGGCACACGCACGGGCACGCGAAUGGUGACGCCAGUCUCCUGGACCUCGCGGACAGCGACGCGUUCCAGCCUUCCGACGAGUUCCAGAGGGCGGGCGAGGAGCAGGGCGAGGGCUCCGAGCUGCCCUGGGGCAUCGGCAUGCGGGGCGACUCGAAGCCUCUCUACGAGUACUCGGCUAUGCCCACGCUCGACGUCCCCCACUACGUCGAGUACAGCCUGGAGUCUGGGAAUAAUAUCCAGACCUUUAGCAGCGCUUGGCAGGACGUCAAGCUCAUAACGCAGGUGCUCGAGAACGUCACCAACGGCUUCUACUUGGACACCCACGGCGGGGAUGGCGAGACGAACAGCUACACGCUUCUGCUCGAGCUCACCGGCUGGCGCGGCCUCAUAAUUGAGCCCCUAAUCUACAAUUUCGCAAAUUUGUGGGGCAAGUUGCGGAAAGCGUGGAUAUUCCUCGGGUGUGUGUCUCCGACCUGGAACGCCACGCAGAUCGGUUUCGACACCGAGGGCGUAAUCGACAUGGAGAGCGGUCACUUCGUCCCGGCCUACAACAUUCCUGCCUUCAUGGAGGAGCUGGGCGGCCGUAAGACUAUCGACUUCUGGGCCGUACACAAUGGCCAUUAUGAGGCAGAGGUCCUGAAUGAAACCUUCCUUUAUUCGGGGAAGAACAUCGAGUUCGGGGUCGUCUUGGUCCGCUUCGAUGGUCGUCGUACUGGUCGUGGCUAUCAGUUCUUCGCUCAGCACAGGUCCAAAGACGCUACCGAAGAGCUCAUCUUUGAGAUCAUGCGCACCGCCUCCUUCAAUUACAUCGGUGGCCUGGACGCGUACUGGAUCAACUAUGUCGAGCCGCGCUUUGGUUACAUGGACCAUGUGUGGGUGAACCCUGCGUACUUCGAGAGGCGCGGCCUCCCAGUCCCCUCGUGGUGCAAGUCGGCGCCCCCGCCCAAACUGGAGUACACCGAUCAGAAGGCAGGGGCCAUCCCUUGGGACGCGGGCUACACCUACAAAGAGGAGGUCAACAAGGUGAUGGCGUACAUGGCGAAUGCGAAGCGGGCUGCCGCGGCGACGGAGUCGGCCGCCCAAGCGCACCGCGUGGUGGCGACCGAGCUGCCGUCGGUGAAGCAUUGAGCUCGCCCACCCGAAGGAUGCUGGCGUCGCCCCCGGCGGCGUGCCAGCCUGGCCACGUCAGGCCGCCCCCUGCACUCAGGUCUGCGCUUCGGCGAGGCAGCAGGGGGUGGCAGUGCCCACUGUGGCCCCGCUGUGAUGCAGCAUCGUCCGGGAAGCUUCCCUAGAAACUAAACUUCCGAGAUCUCCGUGCGCACUAGCGCCGCAGAUUGCUCCAGUUCUGCUGUCGCCUGCUUCUAGUUCUCGCCCGACUCGGGAAUCCUGAGCCGGGGCGAGGAGAGAUGAGGAGUGAGACGACCACGAGGACGAGGGG